Molecule: messenger RNA, 1932 nt
Organism: Mangifera indica (mango)
Lineage: Eukaryota; Viridiplantae; Streptophyta; Magnoliopsida; Sapindales; Anacardiaceae
Product: cytochrome P450 94A1-like
Exons: 1
Coding region: 99-1619 (506 amino acids)
Molecular function (GO): monooxygenase activity; iron ion binding; oxidoreductase activity, acting on paired donors, with incorporation or reduction of molecular oxygen
Source: RefSeq, a predicted model, not a curated record
AAAGAGUGACGACAAGUUCCGUUGUGCAAUUGGCCAUACAAUUUCUUAUCCUUUUAGCCAAAGUGAUACAGGAAAAGUCUCUCUACCUUGCUGUAGCCAUGGAGCUCUUCACUCUGCAGACUAUCCUCUUCUUCUCCUUCAUUUUUCUAUCCUUCCACCUUUACUUCACCAUUUCAAACAAAAGAACCAUAAACACAGGCUUCAAAAACUACCCUAUUAUCGGAAUCUUACCGGAUUUUAUUAAAAACAGGCAUCGAUUCCUUGAGUGGUCAACCGAUACACUGAUAAGUUGUCCCACUAACACUGCUUUCUUAUACCGCCCUCCUAAAAUUCGCGGCAUCAUCACGGCGAAUCCGUUAAACGUCGAGCAUAUUCUCAAGACCAACUUUGAGAACUACCCAAAAGGCGAUAAGUUCAUCUUCCUUCUUGAAGAUUUUCUCGGUCGAGGAAUCUUUAACUCCGACGGGGAGUUGUGGAAAGUCCAGAGGAAAACUGCGAGCUAUGAGUUCAACACAAAAUCGCUCCGAAAUUUCGUCAUGGAGAAUGUUCGGUCCGAGAUUAUGUCAAGAUUCGUUCCGAUUUUAAGCAAAGCCUCAAAAUCAGAACAAGUGGUGGAUUUACAAGAUAUUCUAGAGCGGUUUGCCUUUGAUAACAUUUGUAAAGUAGCUUUUAAUGUUGAUCCUGGUUGUCUCGACGGAGAUGGAACCGGCAGUUCCGACUUUAUGCGAGCUUUUGAAGAUGCAGCAACGCUUAGUGCAGCGAGAUUUCGGGCUGUGUUUUCUUUCAUAUGGAAAAUCGAGAAGUUAUUAAACAUAGGAUCAGAAAGGGUACUGAGGAAUUCAAUUAAAAUCGUCCAUGAAUUUGCUAAUGAUAUUAUUCACAAAAGAAUGGAAGCAAGAGCAAAAAAUAAGGACGAAGAUUUACUCUCCCGAUUUAUCGGAAAUGAUGAGCACUCACCCGAAUUUCUCCGAGAUAUCGUCAUAAGCUUCAUUCUUGCAGGCCGAGACACAACCUCUUCCGCUUUAAGUUACUUCUUUUGGUUAUUAUCUUCCCGUCCAGACGUUCAGCAAAAGAUACUGAAAGAACUAGAGUUAAUUCGGGUCCGAAACGGGAAAAGUUUCGGCGAUAUUUACAGUUUUGAUGAGCUACGAGACAUGCAUUAUUUACACGCAGCAAUAUCUGAAGCGAUGAGAUUGUACCCGCCUGUACCGAUCGACACAAAAGCUAGCAACAGCGACGAUAUCUUGCCGGACGGGACAUUUAUCGGCAAGGAAUGGUUUAUAUCCUAUCAUACAUAUGCGAUGGGGCGAAUAGAGAGCAUAUGGGGCAAGAAUUGCCAAGAAUAUUUGCCGGAACGGUGGCUGGAAAAUGAAAUAUAUCGGCCGGAAAACAUGUUUAAAUAUCCGGUUUUUCACGCCGGGCCGAGAAUGUGUUUGGGAAAAGACAUGGCGUACAUUCAGAUGAAGUCAAUUGCAGCAUCUGUCAUUGAGAGAUUCGUGAUUGACGUGCAGAAGAAAGAUAAGUCUCCAGAGCACGUGUUAUCUUUGACUCUGAGGAUGAAAGAUGGCUUGCACGUGAGGGUGAGGGCGAGAUGUGUGGACGAGAUCAAACGAGCUUGACUUCCCGGAAAGGAAGUUGGUUAUUUCUGUAGAUUCCGGCCGUGCUUUAAAAAAAAAAAAAAAUUAAAAUAAACUAUCAACGAAUAAUGCAGACCUGAAAGUCGUGACGCUCUUGCUGCUGUAGAAGAAGCCAAAGUGCAAUGGGACAAGCAUGUAAACACGACCCCACUUGCAGUGAAUUAUAUUGUAUCACGGGAGCAAGAGCCGUUAAUGGCUUUAGCUCGCAGAAAUAUCUUAGAUAUGAUUCUAAAAUAUGAUAAAAUAUAGUGUACUUUUUUAUUUAUCUAUUAUUUUAUUUUUCUUCUCACUAGUA